Molecule: messenger RNA, 759 nt
Organism: Bipolaris victoriae FI3
Lineage: Eukaryota; Fungi; Ascomycota; Dothideomycetes; Pleosporales; Pleosporaceae
Exons: 3
Coding region: 1-759 (252 amino acids)
Biological process (GO): mycotoxin biosynthetic process
Source: RefSeq, a predicted model, not a curated record
AUGUCGCCCUUCCGGUAUGCCAAAGUGAGCAGCGAAAGCUCCCAGGACGGCUCUCUUGAGCAUCAACGCGUACCUCCUCGGAGAAACAGAUGCUGUUCAAUCUUUGAAAAGUUGGAAUUUCUUCGCUGGCCUGUCACAUUCUUCUUGCUAUUCGUCAUACUGCUAUGCGAACUGUCCAUGCUUCACAAUCAGCCAAAGGCAGUACAAGUAGGAACAGAUUUCAACAGCAUUGUCCCUGUUUUUUCGACCGAGAAGAAGAUUUUCCGCAGCGACAAGAGAUUCAGAUCCGACCACAAGACCAUGGAAUCCGUCAACAAAACAAAACAACAGUGGGCUGACCUCCUCCCCCUCGGCGCCGGCUUCAUGGAAGUCCCGAACUACAACUCGUACACCCUCCCCCCUCCAAUGCACUUCCCCGAAGCCCCCGGCAAAGAAGUCUUCUCCCUCGCCGUCUUCCACGAGCUACACUGUCUCAUGCACAUUGCCGCCUCCAUGGACGACCUCGUCAUGCAGGUCCGCAGGAAAGAUUUUCACCUCGAUGAAAGCUUUCUGUUGCACAAUGACCAUUGCUUCGAUUAUAUACGGAAUGUCAUCAUGUGCUUUGGAGAUACGACGCUUGAGGGACAGACCCGCACACCUGGGAUCGAGCAUGUGCCUGGGACGGAUGGGACGGGGGCGAUUCAUGUUUGUCGGAAUUUUGAUGAGGUUUCGGCGUAUGCGGAGGAGAAGAGGUUGAAUGAAGGGCGGGAGCAUCUUUGA